UUCUCUUUUGUGGCCACACCUUAUUUUUUGCCCUUUUGUGCUUUUAAAACUGUUAAGCUCUUUUGUACUUUUUAGCAGAUUAUUUUUUUGUAUUUUGGUGAUGGGUACUAUUUUGUCCGACCACUCGUUGUUUACAUUUAAAAAAGCGCAAGUGGAAGACGCUAAUCUUUUUCUCUCUUUCCUUUAUUAUUUUUUUUUCUUGUUUUUUUCUUGUUUACUUUUUUUAAAAAAUUUCGUUUCAAAAAAAAUUUCUUUUCUCCCUUCAAAAAAGUUUAUUUUCCGUUUUUUUAGUAUAGUAAAUAAGUAUUUUGCCAAAAAACCGCAUUUGCGUAUCUUGACGAUUCCGUUAGCAUUACGGCAAAAAGAACCGGCAGGCAAACAUUUUGAAUCACAGCAACUCAUAACCUCAGCAACCUUUACCAAUUUGUUUUUGGGCAAAAAAAGCACCUUGAAAUUAAGCAUUUAA
This is a messenger RNA of Meloidogyne enterolobii, 466 nucleotides long. The record is from the annotation of a GenBank genome assembly. Lineage: Eukaryota; Metazoa; Nematoda; Chromadorea; Rhabditida; Meloidogynidae.